Molecule: messenger RNA, 948 nt
Organism: Mesorhabditis spiculigera
Lineage: Eukaryota; Metazoa; Nematoda; Chromadorea; Rhabditida; Rhabditidae
Source: the annotation of a GenBank genome assembly
AUGUCUCACUUCGGGUUCCAGGGCGUCGUCGGGCUCGGGCUCCUUUGCCUUCUUGUUGCCGGGAAGUCGAAAGUUCAAUUCCAACCUGCCGACCAGGCCGCCAUCAGCCAGUUUGCGGUGGAUGCCUUUGUCACCGACGAGGUCACCACCACCACCAAAAAGGGAAAGAAACCUUCCGUAAUCGCCGAGGCGCCGCCCACGACGACAUCGCGUCCAAGAUAUUACCCCAACUUCAACAUCCCGCUCGACUUCGGCAAGCCGGACACCGGCGAGCCCUACGUGCUCUCCUACGCAGUGAUUCGCGAUAACCUGGCUCGCGGUGGCAUUGACUUGAACCAUUUUGUGGACAUCUUCGUUGACAAUGUGGAUAACACCUCAGCGAUCGACUUGCUGCGCAUCAUGGCCAAGGAAAUCAGCCUGACAAUCCCGUUGCCGAUGACGACAUCCCUUUCCGACUACGUUGAGCAACUCCCUGCCGCGCUUUCCACGUUUACCAGCCAGAUUCAGAGCAAAGUCGAUGCCCUCCCUGCCCUCACCAAGCGCUUCACCCCCAUCGUCCAGGACCUCAACGAAACGCUCCCGGAAAUGGCGCAACAGUUGGGUAUGGUCGCGUACUCGGACCCGGACAACAGCCAAAACGUCGGCCUGGUAGCGUUGAGCACCCUCAUCCAGACCCUGGCCCGAAGCAUCGAUUGGAUGUAUGCUGGAAUCUACUUUGACGUUGGCAAGCGCUUCCUACUACAGCCGAUGGAUGACUAUGAAACCGAUAGAUCGUCGGAGUCGGAUCGUUCAGAUUAUAACUAUUACUACUCGAGCUACGACGACGUGCCGGAGACGAAGAAGGGCAAGAACGGGAAGAAGGGAAAGAAGAACAAGAAUAAGAAGAACAAGAAGACCAAAGACUACCAAUAUCCCAGCAUUGCCUACUCCGACUAUUACCACGCGAAU